This is a messenger RNA of Cuculus canorus (common cuckoo), 1830 nucleotides long. RefSeq names its product ribonuclease P/MRP subunit p40 (gene RPP40). The record is from RefSeq and is a predicted model, not a curated record. Lineage: Eukaryota; Metazoa; Chordata; Aves; Cuculiformes; Cuculidae. Gene Ontology annotation, biological process: tRNA 5'-leader removal; tRNA 3'-end processing; endonucleolytic cleavage in ITS1 to separate SSU-rRNA from 5.8S rRNA and LSU-rRNA from tricistronic rRNA transcript (SSU-rRNA, 5.8S rRNA, LSU-rRNA). The transcript is spliced from 8 exons. The coding region runs from base 95 to 1192 and encodes 365 amino acids. Gene Ontology annotation, cellular component: ribonuclease MRP complex; multimeric ribonuclease P complex. Gene Ontology annotation, molecular function: ribonuclease MRP activity; ribonuclease P activity.
AGCUCCUUUUCCCCGCCUCUCCUCUCCCUUUCUGGAGGUUGUUCCCUCCCAGGCGGUGCUCCCUCCUCCUCCUGCUGCCCAUCCCCACCGGAGGAUGCCGGUGCCCCCGUGGCAGCGGCUCCGCCAGGCGCCUCGGCACCUGCUGGUCUGCGAGAGGGGCCACGUGCGGCACGAGCGCUCCCGCCACGCGGCACACGUGCGGGACCACGCGUACAACUGCGGCGUAUCUUUUUUGAUCCCUGAAUGUGGCAUACUUCCCGAAGUACUUAAAAGUACCAUUGCAGAUCUUGGGGAGUAUUACCUGGUGAAGAAUUUAUCGGUUCAUGAAUUUGUCGCUCAUGAAUUCAUCGAUGCUUUUGUAAAGAAAGGAUCGUGCUACGCGCUAACCUAUAAUACAAAAAUCGAUCAAGAUAAUACUGCAGCUGUAUUGCCAAAUGGAAAACUAAUUCUAUCAGUGGAUAAAGAUACUUAUGAAGAACUUGGAUUGCAAGGUCGCCCUUCUCGGUAUUCUGGCAAAAAAGUAAUGAGAUAUAUAAUAACUAUUGACUUGGCUGAUUCCAGCUUUCACCCUGAUAGCAAGAAACAUAACAGAGUGCUUUGGGCCUUGAAAGAAAAGAAACCUUUAGAAUUUGACUUUCUGAUGGCUUGGCACAGUGCAGGUGCAGAGGGAUCAACACUGAUGUCAUACUUUUCAAAAAACCAAAUACGGGCCCUAAAGCCAAAAAUAACAUUCAGCACACUAAGGGACUUGCAAUGUCCGGUGUUGCAAAGUAACGAACUCCAAGGACAGCCAGAGGAGUCCUGCGGUACAGAGGAACUGUUUGAAUGGCUGGGUGCUGUCUUGAAUCAAGUUAGCUUAGACAACAAAUCAUCCAGCUUCUUAUCAACCUAUUGCUGUCCUCAGCCCAGCGUAGUGGUGGAAAAAGCUUUUUUGUGCACAAUUACAGGCUUCAUAAUUCCUGAGAAGAUAAUUCAAUUAUUGGAGCAGCUAUGUUGCUAUUUUGGUGAACCAAAACUGGCAUAUUGGCUGACCCUAACUGUGCAUGGUUUUGCAGACAGUCCUGUUUCCUGGAGAGAAAGUGAACAUGGUUUCCACAAGGGAGGAGAGAACUUGUACAACUUUGUCAUUUUUAGAAAUCUGGACUACUGGCUCCAGAUGGCUGUAGGAACUAAUGAUGACUGUCCUCCAUAAAGCUCUGUCUACAAAAGUCUUCUAAUAAUCCCAUGUUGAUGUAUAAGAAUCUAAAAAGAUAACUUUUAUAAAAGUAAUAACGUAACAAGUUAAGUACUAAAAGGCUGUAUAUGUUUUUCUAUUUUUUAUAACCCUUAAGGGAUGAUCUCCAAUAAAAGGAAUGGAUUUUUGUUCCUUCACUGUCACACACUGUCUUCUGGAAGCCUUCACAACUUUAGCUUUAAGGAAAAGAUGUGUUUCUGAGAGUUUAAAUUCUCAGGAAUUCUCUGUAGGUGGUUUCCUUUUAUCCAGAAGUAAUUUUGGAAUUGAAAAGUAAAUUUUACGUAUUGGCAUAUAAAAUAUUUGGGAGGGAAUCUCAUCUUCGGAUUAAAUGUUUUCUUUCUUUACAUUAAAUAUAUGUAAACUUUCAAAUUCGUGUUUAAGACAUUUCAGCCUACAUGCUCGUCACUAAAAAACCCUAAGAUGAGUUCUCCAUAAUUUGGUAGGGAGGUGGAGAAAAAAGAUGGAGAAGGAGGUAUAUGACAGUGAGAGGAGCACCCAUUAAACAGAAAUAGUGAGCGCUUACUGACCUGCUUUUUGGACUUUGCAGAUCACAGUUGGUUAUCUUAAAGAAGUUGCAUCACUGUUAAAAACCAAAA